Pantherophis guttatus is the source of this 4240-nucleotide messenger RNA. The record is from RefSeq and is a predicted model, not a curated record. NCBI's taxonomy places the organism in Eukaryota, Metazoa, Chordata, Lepidosauria, Squamata, Colubridae.
AGCAGCGGGGGCGCAACUCCCACCGCCUCCUCCUCCUCCUCGCCUGCCUGCCUGCCUGCCUGCCCUCCGGCCGGGGCGGCGCGGGAUGCCAAGAUGCCCCCGGCGGGCGCGGCCGUGCUGCUGCUGCUGCUGGCGCUGGGGCUGGCGCUGAUGCCUCGGGCGCUGGGCUGGCCGGGCCGGGGCUCUGCGGCCGCUUCGGAGCGGGCGGCGCUGGCGCGGGAGCGUUUCAAGGUGGUCUUCGCGCCGCUCAUCUGCGAGCGGACCUGCCAGAAGGGUCGCUGCCGGGACAGCUGCAAGCCGGGCAGCAACAUGACCCUCAUCGGGGAGAACGGGCACGCCAUGGACACGCUGACCGGCUCCGGGUUCCGAGUGGUGGUUUGUCCUUUGCCCUGCAUGAACGGCGGUCAAUGCACAUCUGGCAACCACUGUCUGUGCCCCCCGGAAUUCACCGGCCGCUUUUGCCAGGUGCCCGUGAAUCGCCAGGGGCAGCAGGCGCGCCCCCACAGCGAUGGGUCCCCUAUGGAGACAGGUUCCAGCAAACACGCCAUUUACGCCGUCCAGGUCAUGUCUGAUCAUCACAGUGACAGCCCUUCGGGGCCGAGUUCAAAAAGCACCGUGAGCCAUUCCACCUUUAUGGUUCCCCUGGGACAUCACUCCUCCGAAGUUCAGAUGCAUCAACCGUUGGUCAACGUCCGUGUCCAUCACCCGCCGGACGCCUCCGUGAAGGUCCACCGGAUCGACAGCCUCAGCUCAGAGGGGAGCGGGCCAGGCGGGGCCCACCAUCUAAUCCAGCACCCGGCUCCGAAACCGGCCUACACUCGUCCCCCGGCCCAGAAACCUCUGGGGCGCUGUUUUCAAGAGACACUGCCCAAGCAGUCGUGUGGGAGCAACCCGCUUCCGGGUCUCACGAAGCAGGAAGAUUGCUGUGGCAGCAUCGGCACCUCCUGGGGCCAGACCAAGUGCCACAAAUGCCCCCAUCUGCAGUAUCUGGGUGUGCAAAAGACGAUGGGGAGCGAUUGUCCACAGGGAUACAAGCGACUCAACAGCACUCACUGCCAGGACAUCAAUGAGUGUGCCAUGCAAGGCGUGUGCCAAGGAGGAGAGUGUUUGAACACCCAAGGAAGCUUCCGCUGCGCAUGUAAACCGGGACAUGUUUUGGGACCUUCACGCACUCACUGUGUCCCAGAGAAAGCUGGGGAGAGGAGUCUGUGUUUCCGGCUGGUGAGUCCCGAGCAACAGUGCCAACAUCCGCUGUCCACCAAGCUGACCCGCCAGACGUGCUGCUGCAGUGUGGGCAAAGCCUGGGGCGUCCAUUGCGAGCGAUGUCCGGCCGACGGAACGGUGGCGUUCCGAGAAAUCUGCCCUGCGGGGAGAGGCUACCACAUCCAAACCUUGCACCAAACUCUGACCAUCCAAGGAGAGAGUGAUUUCCUACUCCAUAUCCACCCGGAUGCUACUAGCGACUUGCCACAACUGCGGCCGGAGCCCCCCACCCCUCCCGUCAUGGACAGCGAUUCCCAGGAAGCAGAAGCUGUGACUCCAGCGACGUUGCCCAGAGAAACGACGGUUUCAGAAGAGCAGGGAGUAUUUUUCGGCAACACCCCAACUUUGGGUCCUCGGUACCCCGUGGUGAUCACGAAGCCCACCGUCGCGGUCGUGGUGAAGUACCCCGAAGAGGAACGAAUGGAUGAAUUUUACAUGCCCCCAACUCAAGAGACAGAGGUGGACAUUUGCAAGUUGAACCGUAACAUCUGUAGCCACGGUGAGUGCAUCCCGACCAGAUCCGGAUUCACCUGCCAGUGUUACCAAGGUUAUCGGUGGCAUCCUCAGCACAGGUAUUGCGUAGAUGUAAACGAGUGUGAACUGGAGCUGUGCGGUAACGGCAAAGGUGUCUGCAUGAACACUGGCGGGUCGUACAAUUGCCACUGCAACCGAGGCUACCAGCUGAAAGUACAGAAGGGGGUCAGAUCCUGCACAGAUAUCGAUGAAUGCGCCCGGCCCAACAUCUGCGGAGACGGCGGUUCCUGCAUCAACUUCCCAGGACACUACAAAUGUGACUGCCAUCCCGGAUAUCGGCUGAAGCCCUCCCGGCAGCCGCUGUGUGAGGAUGUCGACGAGUGUCUUGAUCCUGGAACUUGCCCUGAGGGGAGAUGUGAAAAUAAACCUGGCAGUUAUAAAUGUAUCCCGUGCCAGCCAGGCUUCCGGGCCCAAAAUGGCAUCUGUUAUGAUGUGGACGAGUGCGCCGAGGAUGUUUCCUGCAAACACGGCUGGUGCGAGAACAUGGCUGGCUCCUUCCGCUGUUCCUGCGGUGAAGGCUUCACGCCUACCGCUGAUUUCCGCAGCUGCGUCGACGUCAACGAGUGCCAGAACGGUUCGCUGUGUGCCCACGGAGUUUGUGUGAACACGCUGGGGUCCUUCAAGUGUCAGUGUCCGGCUGGUUUCCAGGCAGUGAAGGAUGGGCCACGCUGCAAGGAUGUGAACGAAUGCGAGUUUCCCGCCGCCUGCAUUGGGGGCGAGUGUGUAAACACCGUGGGCUCCUACCAAUGUCUUUGCCGGACGGGAUACCAGUUGGAAAGGAAUAGAAAGUGCCAAGACAUCGACGAGUGCGCGCGAGAUCCUGACCUCUGCCAGCCCCACGGGGCGUGCGAGAACACCGCGGGCUCCUUCGUGUGCGUGUGUGACGAGGGAUUCACGCUUGCCAAAGACCAGCAGAGUUGCGAAGAGCUGCCCCACCAUAAAAAGGAGUGCUACCUGAACUUCGAUGAUAGCGUGUUUUGCGAUAGCGUGCUCGCCACCAACGUGUCUCGCCAGGAGUGCUGUUGCUCCCUCGGGGCCGGCUGGGGAGAUCAUUGCGAGAUCUAUCCGUGUCCCGUUCUCAACUCGAUUGAGUUCCACACUUUGUGCCCAGACGGAAAAGGGUUCAUCCUGGAUGAGAGCAUCCUGAACUAUGGCAUUCCAACGCAUCGAGACAUCGAUGAGUGCUCCCUGUUUGGCGAAGAGAUCUGCAAGGAAGGGAAAUGUGUGACACCCAGCGGGGGCUACGAAUGUUACUGCAAGCAGGGCUUCUACUACGACGCCCUCUUGGAUUAGUGUGUCGAUGUGGAUGAGUGUUUGGACGAGUCCAAUUGUGUGAACGGACGCUGCGAAAACACUCGGGGCAGCUUCCGCUGUGCCUGCCCGGCCUCCACCACGUACGAUCCGGCCCAGAAGAAUGCGUUCCGACCAGCAAAAUUGGUGAGCGCUUGCGAGGACAAAGUGACUGAUCGACGGGACGUCUGCUGGCAACUCCGGGGGGAAGACGGGAUGUGUUCAUCACCGUUCGGUGGCCAACAGUUGACAUACGAGGAGUGCUGCUGCCGUCACGGCAAAGGGUGGGGUUACCAGUGCCACGCCUGCCCGCCACGCAGCCCAGGUUCCAACUGCCAAUCUGCUCCAAGCGAAAGCAAUUCUUUCUGGGACUUCAGUACCCCGUUCGGGGAGGUGCAUAAAGAGGCCGACAGUUCAGAAGAGGAUUCGGACGAAUGCCGCUGCCUGAAUGGGCGCUGUGUCCGCACCCAGCAGGGUUCUGUGUGCGAAUGUCCCACAGGCUUCCAGCUGGACGGCACUCGCACCCGCUGCCUAGAUAUCGACGAGUGCCAGGAGCUAAAUCAACGAGGACGGCUCUGUAAAACCGAACGUUGUGUGAAUACCAGCGGCUCCUACUUCUGCACCUGCAAAUCCGGCUACUCGCGGUCCUGGCCGCGCGGAAUCUGCAUUCCUCAACGAUAGCGUGUCGUACCGACCACAGCAUGGAAAGGGGGGGGACGUGGCCAUCCACGAAUGCCACACACACACAUCCCCACCCCUGGCCGCGGUGAGCUUCUCCUCGCGGUCCACCGUCGGAAACUGGAUCCUGGUUUGAAAGAGACUUUGUCUAAAUUCACCAAGACGGUUCUCACUUUAUUAUAUGGACCUUUUUAAAAAAAAAAAAAAAAAGUUGUACCAGCUACUAAGAGGGGCAUUGAUUUUGCUGUAGAAUUUUAUACCUAUUCGCGUUUUCUGUUCUUUUUUAACCCGCUGGAUUCUUAGGGUUUUGUUUUUGUUUUUUUUUAAAAAAGAAAAACGGUUUGCACUUGUUUCUAUAGGAUUCAGAAAUAAUAAUAAAAGAAAUUUUCCUUUUGUACAUAGUAAGACAUUGGUGGAAGGAGAAAUAAAAGACGGGAAUUUCAAAAUUAAUCUGCUCAUUAAAAAUGGGAAAUUG